Molecule: messenger RNA, 4759 nt
Organism: Cyprinodon tularosa
Lineage: Eukaryota; Metazoa; Chordata; Actinopteri; Cyprinodontiformes; Cyprinodontidae
Gene: mapk8ip3
Product: mitogen-activated protein kinase 8 interacting protein 3
Exons: 34
Coding region: 620-4600 (1326 amino acids)
Biological process (GO): vesicle-mediated transport
Cellular component (GO): cytoplasm
Molecular function (GO): MAP kinase scaffold activity; signaling receptor complex adaptor activity; JUN kinase binding
Source: RefSeq, a predicted model, not a curated record
CAGACGGCGUGACGUCGGGUUGACUCGGCCAGCUGGCUCCUCCAUCCGAGCGGCAGGGAGAGCCUCUCCCAAAGGGAGACAUCACCAUCAACGCCCGACGCUGCUUCAUCAUCUGCCCGCCGGAAGAAGAGAAAAACAUGCCGCUGUAGCGGCGGAUCGGGCUCCAGCGGCCAUCCGGAGACUGGGAUUAUUUAUUCACCUUUUGAUUGACUUCAUUACCCCGCCGGUGUAAUGGCAGGGGUCCAUGGCUGCGGCUGCUGAGGAGCAGGUGCAACAUCAUCAUCAUCGUCGGAGGCUUUUUGAUUCCUCGGCAUGGGCUGGGAGAGGGCCGAAGCCCAGGCUGGAUCACUCGGAGAGAGGGGGCAAAAGGCUGGGCCGCUGCUGGGGGCCAAAGCCUGCUGAUACAGCUCUCUACAUAUUUUAGCCCGUAUUUUCCCAAUGAAGCUCAAGGUUAUCUGCAUGCAGCAGGACGCCACACAUCUGUAGAAAUAAUGGAAUAAGCGCUUCCUGCUGUCUGUUCAUCUCUUUUCCUCUUUUUCUAAGUGGAUCGCGUCCAGCCCUACAGGCCUGAACAUUUCCUGCUGAGCCUUGUUUGGACAAACCGAGUUGCGCCGCCAAGAUGAUGGAGAUAGAUGAGGUGGUCUACCAGGACGACUACGGCUCCGGGACCGUGAUGUCGGAGCGCGUGUCGGGCCUGGCCAACAGCAUCUACCGGGAGUUCGAGCGGCUCAUCCACAGCUACGAUGAGGAGGUGGUGAAGGAGCUGAUGCCGCUGGUCGUCAACGUCCUGGAGAACCUGGACGCGGUGCUCACCGAGAACCAGGAGCACGAAGUGGAGCUGGAGCUGCUGAAGGAGGACAACGAGCAGCUCAUCACCCAGUAUGAACGGGAGAAAGCGCUGCGCAAGCAGGCGGAGGAGAAAUUCAUUGAGUUUGAGGACAGUCUGGAGGCGGAUAAGAAGGAUCUGCAGAUGCAGGUGGAGUUUCUUGAGCUACAGGGGAAGCAGUUAGAGCUGAAGACCAAGAACUACUCAGACCAGAUCACUCGUCUUGAGGAGCGCGAAGCAGAGAUGAAGAAGGAAUACAACGCUCUUCAUCAGCGCCACACUGAGAUGAUUCAGACCUAUGUUGAGCACAUAGAGCGCUCCAAACUUCAACAGGCGGGCAGUAACAGCCAAUCAGAAGGCCCCGGCUGUGGACGAACUCAACGCCACACAUGGAGGAAAAGCAAAGCGGAGCGCCCGCCGUCGUUGAGCCUGUACCCUGGUGGCGAGGGCAUGGUACGUGGGGGUCCCGGGGGGGCUAGGAUGAUGCCCGGGAAAGACAUCUGGCAGGAGGAUGGGUCGGAGUCUGACUCUGUUGCAGCCACACCCAGUAGCACAGGAAGCAAGUCCAACACACCCACCUCCUCCGUCCCCUCCGCUACCAUCACCCCCAUCAAUGAGACCUACGACUUUGAUGCCAUGCGGGCCGGGAAUCGCAGAAAAAGCGCCAAGCGAUUCAGUCGCAACAUGGAGGUGCAGGUUUCCCAGGAAACCAGGAACGUGAGCAUUGGUAUGGGAAGCAGCGAUGAAUGGUCAGAGUUUCAGGAAAUAAUUGAUUCCACACCAGAGCUGGAGAUGGGCAUGGAUUCCCGAGUGUAUGGAGGAGGAAAUAGUCCUUCUCAGGGGAUUGUUAACGAGGCCUUCGGCAUCAACACUGACUCACUGUACCAUGAGAUCAAAGACGCCAAGUCGGACAUCAUCGGGGACGUCGACGCAGGUGCUGAGCUGCUAGGCGAGUUUUCAGUCCGUGAUGAUUUCUUCGGGAUGGGAAAGGAGGUGGAAAAUCUUCUGACGGAGAACAAACAGCUUUUAGAGACCAAAAAUGCUCUCAACAUUGUGAAAAACGACCUUAUUGCCAAAGUGGAUGAGCUGUCAAGUGAGCAGGAGGUGCUGAAAGAGGAGCUGGAGGCAGUGCGGCAGUCCAAGAACAAAGUGGACGCCAGAAUAAAGGAGCUGGAAGAAGAAAUCAAAAGGUUAAGAGCAGAGGCAUCUCGAGACUCCAAAGACGAAGUAGCGGAUGAUUUUUCGUCCCCCAUGCAGGACGGGGACAUGGCGAUGACCCAGCGGCGCCGCUUCACUCGGGUGGAGAUGGCUCGUGUGCUGAUGGAGAGGAACCAGUACAAAGAGAGGCUGAUGGAGCUCCAGGAGGCUGUGCGAUGGACGGAGAUGAUCAGGGCAUCCAGGGAGAGCCCUCCAAUCCAGGAGAAAAAGAAGUCCACCAUCUGGCAGUUCUUUGCCCGGCUCUUCAGCUCCUCCUCCAGUCCUCCGCCCGUUAAGCGGCCGUACUCCAGCGUCAACAUCCACUACAAGUCGCCCUCACCUGCGUUCAAUCAGCGGCGCAGCCACACCAUGUGCCAGAUCUCCACCUCUAACCGGACGCUGGAGUUCUUCCCUGAAGAACUGGCCAGUAACGGUGUUGCGUCUCUCCUCAGUGACUCGGCGCUGAUGGCGCGCCGUGAGCAGCGGCGUGAACAGUACAGGGCGGUGCGUGAGCACAUGCGCCGCGAUGACGGCAUCAUGCAGGCCUGUGGCUGGAGUGUGCCAUCUCGCCUCAAACAGACUGGUGGUCAGACGGACGGCGUUAAGGACAGCCCGCUGAAAAGACAACAGACCAAUGAGAAGGAUGAAAACCGCAUGAAGAAUGUUCCUGUCCCAGUUUACUGUCGCCCUCUUGUGGAGAAAGACCCCAACAGGAAGCUGUGGUGUGCAGCAGGAGUGGACCUGACAGGAUGGAGAGUCAGCAGCCAGGAGGCGGUGCCUCUCAAAGCACUGUCAGGCAGCAGUGACCCUCUGCAGACUGAGGAGGACAAGAAGAACACAUCCCCUGAGAAGAGAAAGUCUAAGGAACUCCAGGAGACAGACAGCAUGAACAGUCGAGUGUGGAUCCUCACCAGCACCCACUCUGCCAGCAAGGUAGUCAUCAUCGACGCCAACCAGCCUGGCUCUCUGGUCGACCAGUUCAACGUCUGCAACGCUCACGUCCUCUGCAUCUCUAGCGUGCCAGCUGCAAGUGAGAGUGAUUACCCAGCAGGAGAAAUCGUGUUGGAUCCGGGUGACGGAGGCGGUGGAGAGGACAUGGAUGGGAUGGAAGGCAUGUUGGCUGGCAUCACGUUGGUUGGCUGUGCCACAAACUGCAGUGUUGCCCGUAGCAACUGUUGCUCACGUACCGACACACCCAUAGUAGACAAAGGGCAAGCCCCCACUGCACCUCCCAUGAAUGGGAAGAUUCACCCCGCCCAGUCUGCCGAGGAAGCCACAGAGGCCACCGAGGUCUCUGAGUCCACCGCCAACGACACGGGGAUCGCAUCGGGACGCCCGGGGCCCUUCACGGAGCACGUCUUCACCGACCCGCAGCCCCGUCCUACAGAUGACAGGAGCUCGGGUCAGUCCAAAGAGGAAUCCUCUCAGCCAGCAGAGGCUGAGGAUGGAGGGGAGGACACCAAAAACUACACCAGCGUGGCCCCCACCAUGUGGCUCGGGGCCCAGAAUGGCUGGCUUUAUGUCCACUCAGCUGUGGGAAAUUGGAAGAAAUGUCUCCACUCCAUCAAACUCAAGGACUCUGUUCUCAGUCUGGUGCACGUAAAAGGUCGCGUGCUGGUCGCCCUCGCCGAUGGGACCUUGGCCAUAUUCCACAGAUCCGAAGAUGGCCAGUGGGAUUUAUCCAACUACCACCUGAUGGACCUCGGCCGGCCUCAUCACUCCAUCCGCUGCAUGGCAGUCGUCCACGAUAAGGUGUGGUGCGGCUACAAGAAUAAGAUUCACGUCAUUCAGCCCAAAAGCAUGCAGAUUGAGAAGUCCUUCGACGCCCACCCCCGGAGGGAGAGCCAGGUACGGCAGCUGGCCUGGAUCGGUGAUGGUGUGUGGGUUUCGAUCCGGCUGGAUUCCACCUUGCGGCUGUACCAUGCCCACACGCACCAGCACCUCCAGGAUGUGGACAUUGAGCCAUAUGUCAGCAAAAUGUUGGGUACGGGGAAGCUUGGUUUCUCCUUUGUGCGGAUCACAGCCCUGCUGAUCGGAGGAAACCGCCUCUGGGUGGGGACUGGAAACGGUGUGAUCAUCUCCAUCCCACUGACAGAGACGGUGGUCCUUCACCGAGGACAGCUCCUGGGUCUGAGGGCCAAUAAGGUGUCUCCUACGUCAUCCGGUGGUGUGAUCCAUGUGUACGGAGAUGAUGGCUCUGAGAAGAGCACCGGCAGCUUUAUCCCCUACUGCUCCAUGGCGCAAGCGCAGCUGUGUUUCCAUGGACACCGCGAUGCUGUCAAGUUCUUCGUUUCCGUACCGGGUAAUGUUUUAGCCACCCUAAACGGCAGUGUUCUGGACAGUCCGUCUGAAGGUCAGAGCUCCACAGCGCCCACAGAGACGGAAACGCAGAGUGUUCAAAACGUGUUGGUACUGAGCGGAGGAGAGGGCUACAUCGACUUCCGCAUAGGGGACGGAGAGGAUGAGGAGACGGAGGAAGGUGACAGCAGCGGUGGGGCUUCGCAGAUGAAACCUGCUUUGAGCAAAGCUGAGCGAAGCCACAUCAUCGUCUGGCAGGUGUCCUAUGUGCCGGAGUGACGCCGAAACCUGCUCUAACAUUAUACCCAAACAUCUCUUUGAAUAAACCACCCCCCACCCCAGAAGCUUACAGCCACUUAAACUUUGUAAUUAUCCCCCGGUCAUGUAAAAGUUCCCGUCUGGCUCCGAAACAAAAAAAAAUAAAUCCUCUAAGCUGCG